AUGACAGACAUUGAUCGAUGGUACGAAGAGGAUUCUGAGCUACUUUCUGGUGGUAAGUUCAUAGCAUUGGUGGUUUCCGAUAACGACGACGACGAAUCUGGACUGGAAGAAGACCUCAAUGUGCAUCACACACCAAAAAAAGACCGGCCCAAGAGAGCUGAAAGUGGUCGCGGAAAAGUCAUAAGAAGUCCAGAUUCUGUGGGGCCAACUUCUGUCAAUGCAAAACACAAAAGAUGGUCCAUUAUCUCCAGUAACUCCAAGAAAAGAUGGUCGUCGCUUUCUUUUGCCAGCGAAGAACGUCGUACAAGUCCGGUGACGACGUCUUCGAAAAAAAGACGUUCCACGGCCAGCUUGGAUCCAUUGGACCAGCAGAUCACCAAUAGCAAUGGCAAUGGCGACGGUAGCGGCAACGGUAGUGGCAACGUUAAUGUUGAAAACAAGCCUUCGAAAAAUGGAAACAACAAUGUUGCCAAAAGUGCAAACACCGUUCACGACGGAGAAAACAGCAGCGCAUCAUCCAGAAGAGUAUCGAUAUCCUCAGCAAUGUCGUCGCUUCAAAGGAGUUCCACCAGCACUUCACUGCGGCAAAUGUUUGGGAAGAUAGCCCUGCAGGACGAAGAAAAGGAAAACAGGCCAGCUGUGAAGCGUUUCAUAGGUAAACUAUCGCCACGCGGCCACCAAUCUCGUUCCACAUUGGGUCAGCUUGAUGCAAACGUUUAUGCAGGGCUCAGCUCUCGCAACCUUCAUUCCGAUACUGCCAGCAUAGUCUCAGGAAUGAGUAUGUCUUCCAGGUCAUCCGUGACCUCGGCUUCAAGGUGGAAAUUUUGGAAAAAAAGCUCAGACACAUUCGAUCAAAGCUCGUCUUCUGCACUAUCUUCACAACAAGCAAUGCAUUCAAAUGGUAGCUUAACCUCUCGCAGAUCCCAGUCGUCUUUGAAGCAGAAAUCAUCUCAUUCUUCUUUGAAGAAACCAAGUUCUCAUCGUAACUCUGUGACAAGUGAAUCAAUAUCACUGCCGAUCCCAGACCAAGUUUCCAGGGACAAGCUACGCACAAAACUUCGCAAUUCAACCUCCAUCAUGUCUAUGCGAUCCACUGUAAUCCCGGAAGAAUUUGAAGACUUCCAAAUGUCACAGCUUUUAAAACUCUGCGGUCAAACUGGGCCCAUACCAAUUGAGCAGCUGAUACCGAAGUGGUCCAAGCUAUCAAGAAUUUCGAAACACGUUGUGAGGGAUGAUGAUUUUGUUUACAAAUUUCUGCCUCUGGAAGAGGACGAUUUCACGCAUAGCAAGAACAUAAGAGUAAAGGAGCUUGAGCUUUUGGAACUGUUCAGCGGCACACCAGGCUUCACUCAACUUAUUUCGUGUCAUUUGGCUCUUAUCAAUGGUGGUUCUACUUUGAUCUGCAAGCUAAAGUACGCAGGUAUACCACUAAAAAAGGUAAAAAGCUCUAGCUGGUCAGCGACGCUCAAUAUUUGGUGGCAAUGCGCAAUCAUUAUAUAUGCUGCUGAAGCGAAAUUUCAAUUUGAACAUCGUGAUUUACAGCUGGAUCACAUCUUAGUGGACGGUAACAAUAAUGUAACCCUUUGCGACUAUAAAUUGUCGCGUGCGUCAAAUGGAUCAAUGGUCUACUACACGCGGUUGGACCAUCCACUAUUUUUCCAAGGCCGUGGUGAUUACCGUUAUGAGGUCUAUAACACCAUGCGACACUGGUGUGCCGACAAUUGGUCUCGCUGCGACCCUCGCAACAAUCUGCUGUGGCUACACUAUCUAGGUGUUAAACUAAUCGAUGGCCAAAAGGGAAUAGCUCAUGAUGCCCAUUACUCAGAAUUGCUCAAAUUGCUAGGUCAAAUAAACCCCCAUCGUCGCAGAAAAUCUUUAUUUGGCAAGAGCGACCAAAUUUCAAAUUGUGGUGAUCUUCUGAGGCUUCGCAAGUGA
Molecule: messenger RNA, 1935 nt
Organism: Lachancea lanzarotensis
Lineage: Eukaryota; Fungi; Ascomycota; Saccharomycetes; Saccharomycetales; Saccharomycetaceae
Gene: ALK1
Product: LALA0S01e12134g1_1
Exons: 1
Coding region: 1-1935 (644 amino acids)
Biological process (GO): mitotic cell cycle; intracellular signal transduction
Cellular component (GO): nucleus; cytoplasm
Molecular function (GO): histone H3T3 kinase activity
Source: RefSeq, a predicted model, not a curated record